GCUCCACCUCUGUCUGGGCGGGCUUGAGACGCGUCUACCUGCAUCUGCCCCGUUAUUUAAAAGCCUCUGAGACAGACGCGCUGUCCACUCUACAAACACGAGGGAUCAGUCAGAGGUCAAAUAAAAACCAUUUGACGGAGAAGAUACAUAGCAAAGACGUUUUGGAAUAGUAAAACUUCUAAUUCUCAAUUAUACAAAACUUUUUAUUUGAUGGGACACGCAGAAGUUUCCAGCUGUCUUCUGUCCGGAGCGACACAUCACGGUGAAGAAUUGAUGGAGGCGUCGCGAACAGAACAACUCCCUGGGCAACUGCGUUUGUUCUGCACAGGAUAACAAUACAUAACUUACAAAGUCAGGUUACAUUUUGAUAUGUUUUACAACCUCAUGAGAUAGCUUUUCCAUUCAUUAACUAUAUUAUUAUUAUUUUGUUGCUUUAAAAAAAGAGAAAGAAACAGCAUCGCUCUAAAGAACCUAUAAUGUAACACUAAGAAACUUUGUGAUCUCUUAGGGGACCAUACAGUCCAAAUAAUGUAUUUAAUUAACAGCAGAGUUCUUAGUUGAACCUGUAGGAACCAGUGAAGAACCUAUGGCGUGAUUAAGAAGAGGACAGAACAUUGUUUUGGAAGUGAUUUAGAAGUGCACCCUAAUCAUAAUCAACAGAGACUGGAUGUAAAUAUGACGAGCGCCUGGUUUGCUCUGCUGAGCUUCUUGUGGAGCUGUUGUUUGGCAGGUAGCAGUUCUGUACUGGAUGGCUUUGAGCUUCAGUCCAACUUCAUACAUCGGAGGUUACGGUCUCAGGAGAAGAGGGAGAUGCAGAAAGAGAUUCUGUCCAUACUGGGACUGAACCACAGACCCAGACCGCAUCUGAACAGCGGCAAAUAUAAUUCAGCACCCCUCUUCAUGCUGGAUCUGUACAACAGCAUGUCCACUGAAGAGAAGAGCGACGUGGAUCAGUACAGGUCACUGUUCACCACCACACGACCUGCUUUGGCUUCGCAUCAUGACACUGAGUUCCUGCAUGACGCUGACAUGGUCAUGAGUUUUGUCAAUUUGGUGGAAAAUGACAGGGAGCUAUCUCUACAAAGAAGACACCAUAAAGAGUUCAAAUUCAACCUGUCCCAGAUCCCAGAGGGAGAGGCCAUCACAGCUGCAGAAUUCAGGAUCUACAAGGAGUGUGUGACCAGUGCCUUCCGGAACGAGACAUUCCUACUCAGUGUGUUCCAGGUGGUUGGGGAGCAUCCAGACAGGUUGUGGGGAGCUGAGCAGGGUUGGCUGGAGUUUGACAUUACAGCUACUAGUAAUCUCUGGGUGAUGAGUCCACAUCAUAACCUGGGUCUGCAGAUCAGUGUGGAGACCAGCAGUGGACGGAGCAUCAGUCCAAAGGAUGCAGGGUUAGUAGGCCGUGAUGGCGCUCUGGAGAGGCAGCCUUUCAUGGUGGCCUUUUUCAAAGUGAGCGAAGUCCGUAUCAGAACUUCCCGGUCUACAGGCAAACAACGCCAGCGGAACCGCAAUCGCUCCAGUAGUCCACAGGAGGCAUCAAAGGGACCGGCUCAUACAGAUUACAACAGCAGUGAUCAGAAGACAGCCUGCAGAAAGCAUGAUCUGUAUGUGAGUUUCAGAGAAUUGAGCUGGCAGGACUGGAUUAUUGCACCUGAAGGCUACGCAGCAAACUACUGUGACGGAGAAUGCUCUUUUCCUCUAAACGCGCAUAUGAAUGCUACUAAUCAUGCAAUAGUACAGACACUGGUCCAUCUGAUGAAUCCAGAGAACGUCCCAAAGCCAUGUUGUGCUCCAACCAAACUCCACGCAAUCUCCGUGCUCUACUAUGAUGAUAAUUCCAACGUCAUUUUGAAAAAAUACAGGAACAUGGUGGUGCGUUCGUGUGGCUGCCACUGACUUAUGGGACAUGCAUCUCUCUGCCCAACUGCUGCACCCCAGAGACAGACAAAUGUGUGUGAGGACUGACAAGACUGAUAAAGAAAAGAGCAAUAUGAACUGAAUUGUGCAUCAUGGUUUGCUGCUUCUCCUGGUGAAAACAUACAUGGGCGAUUCUCAUGACAUUUCACAUCCUACAAACUGCCAAGAGGAUGAACGUCGCUGAAUCUAUGGACAGACAUUUAACCUGAUGACUGUAGUCUUAAAAGACACACAAUGAAAAUGUAAAUUAUGAGGUAAAAUUCUGUCUCUAUUUAAUAUUUUUAACAAACCGUUCUUGAAAAUGGUCACAUUAUACAUAAUUUCCAUUAUUGAGAUCAGUUUAUGAUGUUGCAAAAGUAGCACCAUCAUUAUUCUUAUUUUGCUGCUCAUGAAACCCUGUGAUAAAUUAAGACAACGCUAGCAUCUGCUAGCUUUAAUUGUAAUGAACAACUGGCUAAUUUUAAACUGUACUCAUCUAAUUUCAUCUUCUGGAUUUAAAGUCUUAUGUCUGUGUGGUGGUGAUGCAGCA
Messenger RNA from Danio rerio (zebrafish), 2446 nucleotides. Lineage: Eukaryota; Metazoa; Chordata; Actinopteri; Cypriniformes; Danionidae. The record is from RefSeq and is a predicted model, not a curated record.